Ipomoea triloba (trilobed morning glory) is the source of this 2542-nucleotide messenger RNA. RefSeq names its product protein NSP-INTERACTING KINASE 1-like. The transcript has 11 exons. Lineage: Eukaryota; Viridiplantae; Streptophyta; Magnoliopsida; Solanales; Convolvulaceae. The coding region runs from base 226 to 2103 and encodes 625 amino acids. Gene Ontology annotation, molecular function: ATP binding; protein kinase activity; protein binding. Gene Ontology annotation, biological process: protein phosphorylation. The record is from RefSeq and is a predicted model, not a curated record.
CAAGAAAGAAUUGCUUUCUCUACUUUAGGGUCUGACAGAGACAACAGUAAAAUGAAGUUUCUGAGAGACAUAAUAGAAUCCUAAACAAUUGAGUUUUCAUCACUGUUAGAUUAUUACCCUUUACCCCAAGAAACUCAUUUGAGGUAGUAGGGUGGGCAGUUCUAGCUAGCUUCUUCAAGGCUUUGGCUGCUCUGCUCUGCUAGCUGCAAUUACUAUUGAGUGGAAAUGAUGAGAGAAAUAAAGGGUGUAUUCUGGUCUGUGUUAUUUCUCUGUGUCCUUGCCUCUGCAGCUGCUCUGCUAUCCCCUAAAGGUGUAAACUUUGAAGUGCAAGCUUUAAUGGGCAUAAAGGCUUCUCUGAAAGAUCCUCAUGGGGUUCUUGAUAACUGGGAUGGGGAUGCUGUUGAUCCUUGUAGCUGGUCCAUGGUCACCUGCUCUCCAGAUGGUUUUGUUGUUGGGCUAGGAACUCCCAGUCAGAACCUAUCUGGGCUGCUGUCUCCAAGCAUUGGCAAUUUGACAAACCUGCAGAUCAUACUCUUACAGAACAACAACAUAACAGGACCAAUCCCGGUUGAGAUCGAACGCCUUUCUAGUCUGCAAACACUUGAUCUUUCGAAUAAUCUCUUCACUGGAAAGAUCCCUCCUACUUUGGGCAGGUUGAAGAGCCUCAAGUACAUGAGGUUCAACAACAAUAGUCUAACCGGAGAAAUUCCAGUGUCAUUGACCAACAUGACUCAGCUCUCUCUCGUGGACUUGUCAAACAAUAACUUGAGUGGACCUGUGCCAAGAUUUCCUUCAAGGACAUUCAACAUCGUUGGAAAUCCUCUGAUAUGCGCCACAGGCUCUGAACCAUACUGCAAUGGGAUGGCACUCCUACCUAUCUCAAUGCCAUUGAACACUUCUCAAACCACUCCACCUUCGGGGGAACAGAAAAAUCACAAGCUUGCCAUUGUAUUUGGUUCGAGCCUCGGGUGUACCUGUAUACUAAUCCUUGGAAUUGGGCUGUUUCUAUGGUCGAGGCGAAGGCAGGAGCAGCAAAUGUUGUAUGAUGGUAGGGGCCGAGAUCUCGAAGAAGUUUCCCUGGGGAACCUGAGAAGAUUUCAAUUCAAGGAACUUCAGAUUGCAACCAACAACUUCAGUGGCAAAAACAUUCUGGGGAAAGGCGGAUUUGGGAAUGUCUACAAAGGCCAUCUCUCAGAUGGAACUGCUGUGGCUGUCAAGAGGCUAAAAGACGGGAGUGCCAUUGGGGGCGAGAGGCAAUUCCAGACGGAAGUUGAGAUGAUUAGCUUAGCUGUGCACCGCAAUCUUCUUAGGCUAUACGGGUUCUGCAUGACAGCAACAGAAAAGCUUUUGGUUUAUCCCUACAUGUCAAAUGGAAGUGUUGCUUCUCGUCUCAAAGUGAAACCGGUGUUGGACUGGGGCACGAGGAAGCGGAUUUCCAUAGGGGCAGCACGAGGACUGCUGUAUCUCCACGAGCAGUGUGACCCGAAGAUAAUUCACCGAGAUGUGAAGGCUGCAAAUAUACUGCUUGAUGAGUCUUGUGAGGCAGUCGUGGGCGAUUUUGGCCUGGCAAAACUUUUGGAUCAUCAGGAUUCUCAUGUCACAACAGCUGUACGAGGGACUGUCGGGCAUAUUGCCCCCGAAUAUCUAUCAACAGGCCAAUCCUCCGAGAAAACAGAUGUUUUUGGAUUCGGGAUCCUGCUCCUUGAACUGAUCACAGGCAUGAGAGCUAUAGAAUUUGGCAAAGCUGCAAACCAGAAAGGAGCAAUGCUUGACUGGGUUAAGAAGAUUCACCAAGAGAAGAAACUCGAUGCACUUGUUGACAAGGAUUUGAAAGACAAGUAUGAUCAAAUCGAGCUCGAGGAAAUGGUUCAAGUUGCUUUGCUAUGCACACAAUACCUUCCAGGCCACAGGCCGAAGAUGUCUGAAGUUGUUCGAAUGCUGGAAGGCGACGGGCUUGCAGAGAGGUGGGAAGCGUCCCAGAAAACCGAACAGCCUAACCACAAGUACGGAGCACAUGCGCUCUCGUCUUCAGAACGAUUUUCAGAUCUCACCGAUGACUCUUCAGUGCUUGCACAAGCCAUAGAGCUGUCUGGUCCAAGGUGAGCUGAAAUGUGAGUUUAGUACAUAGCACAGAAUUGGGUUUGUACAAGGCAAAGUAUAUAUGGCCCAAGGUUUCUGCCUAGAUUUUGUGGUGUAUAGCAGUGGAACAUCAAGGGUUCAAAGAGCUUUUGGUGUAGUUUCUUGAUGGUGAGAACUCUCUGGUCUCAACAUGAAUGGGGGGAGUUUUAGUAGAGGGCAGUCUUUGAAACCCAUUGUAAAACUUUGCAAGAGAGCACAAAGGGAAAAGGCCAUUUUGUUUUCACUUUUCAAUGAGAUGAUAACAAAGUUAAGAUGUGCCAAAGUGUUCAAGGCUAGCUAAUGUAUAUGUAUGAAGAGUUGGUAGAUUAGAUUUAUGUAUAUAUGUAUGUGGCUGGAUGGGUUCAAUUCUUUCGGUCUCGAGUUACUUUUUAGAUUGAUAAAUUUGUUAGAUUGAUAAACUUAA